This is a messenger RNA of Teleopsis dalmanni, 648 nucleotides long. RefSeq lists its product as uncharacterized. NCBI's taxonomy places the organism in Eukaryota, Metazoa, Arthropoda, Insecta, Diptera, Diopsidae. The record is from RefSeq and is a predicted model, not a curated record. The transcript is spliced from 3 exons. Bases 259 to 612 code for a protein of 117 amino acids.
AUUGUAUUGCAAUUUAUCAAUAGAUAUUAAUGCCAGCCAUCAACUAGAAAAUACAAAGAGAACAAAUACAUACCGUAUGAUUGAGAGAUACAAAAUAUUUGCCACAUCUAGAACUGCAGUGAAAAUGACAACUAAUCAAAGUUGGCAAUGCGGCCAAUAAGCAAGCUGACAGCAGAUUUUUUGUACGAUAGGAAAGUGCAUUAUUUGUUUUUCAAUUAUAUUAUUAAAUUUAUUAUUUUAAUGUAAUAUGUAUAAUUCAUGAUGAGUAAUACAUCAGAUUCAGGAGAUAGUGUGAAUUGUGAAAAUAAAACUGUUAGGGAAAGUAAUUUUUCAGUUGUGGCAUUAGAUUCUUUAAAAGAAUUCGAUCAAGAACAGUUAUUUCAAUAUGUCCAAAAGCUUCAACCGCUCUACUUGAAGUGCAAGAAAAAAUUACAAAAUUUCAAAAACAGAGCAAAACUUCUGGAAAAAACAGUUCAACUUUUGAAUGAUGAUAAAAGCCAAAACGCUGGAGAAAACACAAAUGAGGAAAAUAAAGACUCCCUAACUCAAACUGAAGACGCGCAAAAAGAACAAAAAGAUGUUUCAAAUCGCAUAACUGUAGGAAUACUUUAGGGACUUCCUUCGAUUAUUGUAGUUGUAACCUGUAUU